GAAAAAAAGAAAUUCUCAUUCAUCAAGCAAGAUGGAAAAGAAAGUGAUUGUAUUGGAUUUUUGGCCAAGCUCUUAUGCAAUGAGAGUGAAAAUUGCAUUGGCAGAGAAGGGAAUUGAAUAUGAAGCCAAAGAAGAAAACCUUGCAGAAAAGAGCUGUUUGCUUCUUGAAAUGAAUCCAAUUCACAAGAUGAUCCCUGUCCUUAUUCACAAUGGGAAACCCAUUUCUGAGUCUUUUAACAUUGUCCAAUACAUUGAUGAGGUAUGGAGCGAUACUUCUCCUUUGCUUCCCACUGAUCCUUUUCUGCGAUCCCAAGCAAGAUUUUGGGCUGAUUAUAUUGAGAAGAAGAUUUACAUGAAUGGAAAGAAAAUAUGGAGGGAGAAAGGGGAAAAUCAAGAGGCAGUAAAGAGGGAGUUUAUAGAAGGGUUGAGGACACUAGAAGUAGAGUUGGGAGAGAAGCUAUAUUUUGGUGGUGAAAGAAUUGGAUAUGUUGAUAUAGCACUUAUUCCCAUUUCUAGUUGGUUCUACUCUUUUAAAAUAUGUGCAAAUUUUAGUAUAGAAGCUGAGUGCCCUAAAAUUUCUUCAUGGGUCAAGAGGUGCUUGCUAAAAGAGAGUGUUCAAAACUCACUUCCUGACCCUCUCAAGAUCUAUGGCUUUGUUUUGAUGCUCAAAAAGAAAUUAGGGUUAGACUGAAGUUUUCCAUUUAGUGCAUAUGUAAUGUGAAAAAUGAAAUAAAUUGUUUGGUGCAAGUUCCUUUCUAAUCUUCUCUCUUUGGGUGACUUUUA
Molecule: messenger RNA, 783 nt
Organism: Jatropha curcas
Lineage: Eukaryota; Viridiplantae; Streptophyta; Magnoliopsida; Malpighiales; Euphorbiaceae
Product: putative glutathione S-transferase parA
Biological process (GO): glutathione metabolic process
Cellular component (GO): cytoplasm
Molecular function (GO): glutathione transferase activity
Source: RefSeq, a predicted model, not a curated record